This is a messenger RNA of Jaculus jaculus (lesser Egyptian jerboa), 3138 nucleotides long. RefSeq names its product myelin regulatory factor like (gene Myrfl). Gene Ontology annotation, biological process: protein autoprocessing; positive regulation of DNA-templated transcription. Bases 1 to 2940 code for a protein of 979 amino acids. Gene Ontology annotation, cellular component: nucleus; endoplasmic reticulum membrane. The record is from RefSeq and is a predicted model, not a curated record. Lineage: Eukaryota; Metazoa; Chordata; Mammalia; Rodentia; Dipodidae. The transcript is spliced from 26 exons. Gene Ontology annotation, molecular function: DNA-binding transcription factor activity; sequence-specific DNA binding.
AUGGUGGCUGCCCUUCCUGGCCACAAAACAUACAUGCAGGUAGAAUCCAGUUUUAUCUGUCACUAUGGAUUUAUCUCGUUGUUCCCCCUGGGUCUGGAAAGCACAGAUGUGAUUUUGGAGUCCUGGAGCAAGCUGGCUUCUGCAGAGAUCAUCUCCGUGUUCGUUAAGGUGUUAGGACAAGCCAUGACUGGCAGCUCCUGGAAGCUGGGGCCCAGCUCCUGUUUCCAACUGGGGAAGAGGUGGGCUCAGGGAGCCAAUGGCACACUGGAAAACCCAGCCCUGGACACAAAUCUGCUGGAAGAGUUCUUGGGCAAUGACUUUGAUUUGGGAUCCUUGCCACGGCAGCUCCCAGACACCCCACCCUAUUCUGCAUCAGACCCAUGCUCUCCUCCACAGGUCAAAGGUGCAUGCUGCGGGACCCUGAGGCCUAUGGCAGGAAGGGUCCCCGCUACGUUUCUCCACUCUGCCCCUGGCCCUGGCCCUACCCCGACGAUGCUGCCUGCGCAGCCACCUCUGUCUGCAGUGAGCCACUCAGGCCAAACCCACCGCAGCUUUCAGAACGGUCACCCCCACAUCGGCCAUCCCUCCACCCCGCUGAGCCAAACCGAGCCCUCCUGUCCGGGAAUGAGUUGCUCUUACCGUCAGCAGCCUUUGUGCCACGCUCCUGGAACCUUGUUGCCCCCCACCAAGAAGAGAAAGCACAUGCAGAUGUUGGAGGACUCCGAGGACGGCCGAGGGUGGGCUCUCCACUCCAGACCAAUGACGAGUAGGAAUCAUUACAGUGAAGUGCAGGACCAAGAGGACGAGGGGUCUAAUGGAAUGCCUGUGGACCAGUGCUCUCCUGUUCUAAAGUGGCAGCCAUACCAAAGUGUCCCUUGGCAUAGCUUAUUAAACAGUCAUUAUGAAAAACUACCUGAUGUGGGCUAUCGAGUUGUCACAGACAAAGGAUUUAAUUUCUCACCAGUAGAUGAAGCUUUUGUCUGCCAAAAGAAGAACCAUUUUCAGAUAACCAUCCACAUCCAAGUUUGGGGAAGUCCAAAAUUUGUUAAAACCCAAAUGGGUCUAAAGCCAAUAGAAACGUUUUACUUGAAGGCUUUUGGAAUUAAGGUAGAAGCCACCAAUCAAAUAAUUGCUAUUGAACAGUCCCAAGCAGACAGAAGCAAAAAAUUUUUUAAUCCUGUUAAAAUUGACCUUCUGGCUGACCAGGUUACCAGGGUAACGCUGGGAAGAUUACACUUCAGCGAAACCACAGCAAACAAUAUGAGAAAAAAGGGGAAGCCCAAUCCUGACCAGAGAUACUUCAUGUUGGUGGUUGGACUGUAUGCUGCUAACCAAGACCAGUUCUAUCUGUUGGCUGCCCACAUCUCUGAAAGGAUCAUUGUAAGGGCCUCCAACCCUGGGCAGUUUGAAAAUGACAGUGAUGCAUUGUGGCAGCGAGGACAAGUUCCAGAAUCUGUCGUCUGUCAUGGUCGAGUAGGAAUCAACACAGAUGCACCCGACGAAGCCCUGGUUGUCUGUGGCAACAUGAAAGUAAUGGGGACCAUCAUGCAUCCCUCUGACAGGCGGGUGAAGCAGCGUAUCCAGGAGGUUGACACAAAUGAACAGCUGAGAAGAAUAGCCCAGAUGAGGAUUGUUGAGUAUGACUACAAGCCAGAAUUUGCAUCUGUGAUGGGAAUAAACACUGCCCAUCAAACAGGGAUGAUUGCCCAGGAGGUGCAGGAGAUUCUGCCGAGAGCUGUGAAAGAGGUUGGCGAUGUCACCUGUGAAAAUGGGGAGAAGCUGGAGAACUUCCUCAUGGUGGAUAAGGACCAGAUCUUCAUGGAAAAUGUAGGGGCUGUGAAGCAGCUCUGCAAACUAACCAACAACCUCGAGGAAAGAAUAGAAGAGCUAGAGAUAUGGAACCGAAGGCUGGCGAAGCUCAAGCGACUCAGCAGCUGGAAGUCCUCGGCCAGUGAAGCAAGCUCUGCCAGCAAAUUUAGCAGAGCUGUUAGUACAUCUUCUCCAAGAAAGGCCAUUUCCAAAAAAUCCAACAAGGUUUCUUUUUCAGGAAAAAAACAGUCGUGUCCUAACUGGGUUUUCCAGACACUGGUUAUAACUCUAAUUGCUGUGAUGGCAUUUUGUGCCUUGACCAUAGUCUCCCUUUACAUACUAAGUUUGAAGGAUCAAGACCAGCAUGCCUCAAAUCUCCCCCUAAGCAAUAUCACAAGCCCCCAGGAGCCCACUAUGCUGCCCACAGCCUUUCCUUCAGCACCUCACACAUCCCUGGCAACCACACAGACCUCCUUGCAAGUACCUGAAAUUACCUUCUGUGAAAUCUUGCCAUGUCAGGAGACUUAUUGCUGCCCCAUUUUGGGUAUGAGAAGAAUCUUUUCAAGUUCCAUGCAAAGAGGACCUGAAAAAGAGGAGGAAAUCUAUCAGAGGCAAAGAGCAGAAGACAAAAGCAAAUCACUUCUGGCCAGAGAUGUGCACGUUAGACCUGACUGGGGCAGUGACUGGAUUGAUACAACCAUCAGUUCUAUUCAGAUCAUGGAAAUCCAGCAAGUCAUAGAUCGUCGCUACUGCAGCAGAAUGCUCCAGUGCGGACCUGGACAUUAUAAUUACAAUAUUCCUGUUAAUAAGAACACACCUACCAAUGUCAAAUUCUCCCUGGAAAUCAACACAACAGAGCCAUUGAUAGUGUUUCAGUGCGAGUAUACCCUUGGCAAUAUAUGCUUCCACAGUAAAAGGGGAAACAAAGAGACCCAAAGCCACGGAGAAGUCUCCCAGGUGAUGACACAGGGAUAUCAGCACAUCUGGAACCUUCCUGUGGCCCCAUUCUCUGAUAGUGCAUACCAUUUCCGUGUGGCUGCACCAGAUUUAGCUGACUGUUCAACUGAUCCAUUUUUUGCUGGGAUCUUCUUCACAGACUACUUCUUUUAUUUCUAUCGGCGCUGUACCUAAUUUAUUUAAUUCCAGGACUGUAGUAAAGAAAAAUACUCAGAAGUACAGUUCAAAGAAACUGGUAGUUCCUCUUGCAACUUCUUUUACCAUUUCUGUAAAACAUACGCAUUUAUUGUUGAACUAGAUGCUAGGACUUAUUCAGGUUUGGUUUCCAACAGUGUUGAGACAUUAGUGAAGAGAAUAAAGUGUUUUCUAGAA